Molecule: messenger RNA, 2481 nt
Organism: Ictalurus furcatus (blue catfish)
Lineage: Eukaryota; Metazoa; Chordata; Actinopteri; Siluriformes; Ictaluridae
Gene: nt5c1aa
Product: 5'-nucleotidase, cytosolic IAa
Exons: 7
Coding region: 703-1860 (385 amino acids)
Biological process (GO): nucleotide metabolic process; adenosine metabolic process
Cellular component (GO): cytosol; cytoplasm
Molecular function (GO): magnesium ion binding; nucleotide binding; 5'-nucleotidase activity
Source: RefSeq, a predicted model, not a curated record
UUGUAAAUAAAAUGUUAGUUUUCUAAUUCUUGUUAAGGUUUCUUCCUUAUGUUGUCUGAAGGAGUUUUCUUAGCCACUGUUGCCUGAGGUAAUCACAGAAGGUUUAAAGUGUUGUCUCUUUGGAUGAAUAAAUAGGUUAACUGUUAAUUAAUUAACUGGUUCAUUGAUUUGUUGUCUGCAAGAUGGAAUAUAAUGGUAUAAACAGAUAUUGAAUAGUAAAAAUAAUUUCAGAAUGUACCACAUUUAAUGUAAUAAAUUGGUUAAAUGCUAAAUAUAAAUCAUUUCAGCACAGUAAUUUAGUCAGUAUGAAUUAAUUCAUUAUUUAAUUAUCUGUUUGUUUAUUUAUGAAUUAAUCCUGUACUGUACCAUGAGUGUUGCCCUGUGCAGAUGGAGACAGUAGCAGACAGAGAUAGAAUGUAAGUGGAUCUCUAUAGAAGGAGAGGGAUGGACGAGUGUGUGUGAGAGCGAGAGGGAGGGAGGGGGUGGAAAUCAACAUGACGCACAAGUAGCACGUUGCAGACACUGCAUCAGACAAGAGAAGAUACAAAACACAACCAGCUAGCAGAAGCAGCUGCACUUUAAACUACUAAUAAUACUAUGCUGGAGCCAGACACAGAGGCUGUGUUUAUGAGUGUGAAUCAGAAGAACAGUGUUGUGUGAGAAAGGCUACCUUGGAGCAGUGUUUAAUGAGUGCAGUUGAGAAUGAUGAGUCUUGACCCUGUGCAGGUCAUGAAGGACCAGGAACCUGUGUCCCUCAGCCCUUCAUCAGGCUCAAAUGGUGACAGCAAAGCCUCCUGGGGUGACAACGAGGACUUUUGUGAUAGUGUUUGUUCUACUAAAAAGCCCAAUACUGGACCAGUGAGACGAGCAAGGAAGGUGGAGGGAGGCGUAUUCUUUCCAAAUCCAGAGAAUGCAGUAACGAUAGCCGUGUCCUCUCGAGUGAUGUUCCGCACAGAGAAAGAGCAGAAGGUGUUUGAAGAGAAAGGAGUGGAGGAAUACCUCAAGUACCAGGUGGAACAUGAGAACGAACCUUUAACCCCCGGACCAGCAUUUCCAUUUGUUAAGGCCCUGGAGGCAGUUAAUGCACAAUUGCGAGAGCUGUACCCUGACAGUGAGGAGCUUUUUGACAUUGUGCUGGUGACCUACAAUCAUGCCCAUGUAGGAGUAAGACUAAUUAACACCAUCAACCACCACAAUCUGUUCAUUGAGCGGUUCUGCAUGACAGGCGGCAGUAGUCCGAUUGGCUACCUGAAAGCAUGGCACACAAACCUGUACCUGUCAGCUGACCCAAAAAAGGUGCAGGAGGCACUGGCUGAAGGCAUUGCAGCGGCCACCAUGUUUAUGGUCGAGAAGCAGAUAGAUGUUUCGGAGACACAGCUGAGAGUGGCAUUUGAUGGUGAUGCUGUUCUCUUCUCGGACGAGUCUGAACAAAUAUUCAAAGCUCAUGGCCUGGACAAGUUCUUUGAGCAUGAGAAAGAAAAUGAGAACAUGCUACUAGAUCGUGGUCCACUUAAAGGUUUCCUCGAGGCCCUCGGAAAGCUCCAGAAGAAGUUCUAUGCUAAAGGCCACAGGUUAGACUGCCCCAUUCGCACCUAUCUGGUGACCGCUCGCAGUGCGGCCAGCUCAGGCAUCCGUGCUUUAAAGACUCUCCGUGCCUGGGGACUGGAAACAGAUGAAGCUCUGUUUUUAGCUGGAGCUCCCAAAGGCCCCAUGCUGGAGAAGAUACGACCCCACAUCUACUUUGAUGAUCAGAUGUUCCAUAUUGAAGGUGCUGCAGAGAUGGGCACAAUUGCUGCACAUGUACCGUACGGGAUAGCACAGAAGUACCCUCACAAAAAGACUGCAAACUCUGACAAGUAGGGUUGGGAAUGGACAUUAGACAUUGUACUGAGCUUCCUGCAUGACUCAAUGACUCAGUGAACCAGCAGCAAGAUAUUUACUUUUUUUUCACCAACAUUAUUUUACAUAAAUUAUUGAGCUGAUUGGUUGACUUAUGUAUGUGACCAUUCACACAAUGAAGACACAGUUGAAGAAAAAAGAGACUAGUCCUUGAAUUUGUCACUCUAUCAUCUUUGUUUUAUUCAUUGAUUUGAAAAUAACACGGUGCAAUCUGGUGAAUAUUCAUUCACUGAAAUGAAAAAUCUCUACUAUCAAUUUUGGUGCCCUUUUAUAUUUUGGAUAGUAUUAUGAUGGUAAUUGUGAUAUACUGUAUCCUAUGAUAGUUUUCUACCAUGAUAAGCUAUUAUAGUAAAAAGUCAAUACAGAAUGUUGUUAUAUUAAACCUAAGGCAGACUAUAUAUUAUAUAUAGUGUAGUAUAUAUUAUAUAGAAUUUAUGCCACAUAUUCUCUAUAACUCAGACAGUAGUUUUGGAUACAAUAUAAAUCAGGUUUAUAUUAAUGCACUCAUUCUAACAUAAUAUUGUUUCUUUAGAAACAACUUACGAAAUGACGUAUAUGGCAGAUGCUCCACGUACGUGGAUU